CCAAAGUCCUGUUCGACAUCCUGCUCACUCAUUCCUUACAGCAACAAGAAGGUCGCAAAUAGCAGUUUCUCACAGAUCAGAAUAGACAUCGCAAGAUAAAAUGCUUGGGCAGGCUGUUCGGCGAUUCACAACCUCUGCGGUUCGCUCUUCGCAUUACUCAGAGGGACCGGGAAAGAACCUUCCGUUUUCGGUUGAAAACAAGUGGCGUCUGCUGGGCAUGAUGGUGGUGUUUUUCGGCAGUGGUUUCGCUUUCCCCUUCCUUGUUGUCAGACAUCAGCUGCUGAAGAAGUGAAGUGACUGUGCCUUCCAUGCGGCAUUCUCGGUGUGCACCAUGAACAUGUCUAUCCAUCAACGUUCUCUGCACUUGGAAAAAUGGGAUUCCCCUAUUUUGUCUUUGUAAAUAAAGUUGACCUAAAUGUA
Hypomesus transpacificus is the source of this 420-nucleotide messenger RNA. RefSeq names its product cytochrome c oxidase subunit 7C, mitochondrial. Lineage: Eukaryota; Metazoa; Chordata; Actinopteri; Osmeriformes; Osmeridae. The record is from RefSeq and is a predicted model, not a curated record. Gene Ontology annotation, biological process: mitochondrial electron transport, cytochrome c to oxygen. The transcript has 3 exons. Bases 101 to 292 code for a protein of 63 amino acids.